AUAAUGGGCCACUUGAGAAGUUUGAAAUUGAUUGCGAUCUGCGGCGGUGAGGAAGACACAGAAAGAGUACCGCAGAAAUUGUCCAGCGGAUUGAUAAGGCGAUGACCAAUAUUGGAGGGUCUAUCUUUAGAGCGGAUACAGUAUAAUUGUGGCAUUUUUGUGUGAUUAGAUGAUCUCUUCAAGUACCAUUGAAAAUCACUUUGUAUAAAUACGGCUUGCCUAGUGAUCAUCCCUUCAGUUCUUUAGUAGACUCUCCCGUGGAACAAUGAAGUCCCUUUUGGUCUUUGUGCUUUUCUUAGUGGCCGUAUCGGCACUCAUUCAGCCGAAAAAUGAUUUCUCUAGUCGUGUAACGGGUGGACAGAGCGCCAUUCCCUAUGCUCAUCCCUUCAUGAUUGCCGUAGAGCUGGUGCUUACUCCAGUGCAUCGGCAACAGUUCUGCGGUGGAAGUCUUGUUCAUCUUCACUGGGUUCUUUCGGCCGCUUCCUGCUUCGAUGAUCUGCCCAUUAUUGGACGCGUCGAAGUAGCUUCUGGCCUCUACCAACUCUCCAACCGCACCUUUGCUCAGGAACGCGAAGUCGGUUCCAUUGUCACACAUCAAGAUUACCAAGGUGGAGUCAGUGCCAAUGACAUUGCUCUUCUGCACGUUGAAGAACCAUUCACUAUUGACCUGUACACACAACCUAUUCGCCUACCAACACCCAAUGCCAUGCACGACGGCUAUGUGACGCUCUUUGGAUGGGGAGACACCUCAACAACCGAAGAACCAAGCUUCCCCGAUAACCUUCAGGCUGUAGUGACACCCAUUCUCAGCUACGUAGACUGCUACCAGCACCUUCGUAGUAGGACACCUCUCGUUGCCAGCAACAUGUGCACAGGACCUCUUCUUGGAGGCAUCUCCCACUGCACUGGUGACGCUGGUGGACCCCUCACUCAGCAAAAUGAGGUCGGAGAGUACGAACUUGUAGGCAUCUGCAGUUGGGGCUUCACUCCAUGCGGAGCCUUUGGAGCUCCUUCAAUCUACACCCGCGUUUCCGCUUUCAGUGGAUGGAUUGUCAAUGUGAUCACAUAAGAUCACAUUUGCUGGUCACGCAAAAAAACCCUAUUUUGUAAUAUGAGAGAAAUUAUUGAAUAAUGUGAGAGAAUAAUAAAAUAAAACAACAGUGUAUAAGUUUUGUAGUAUAAUCCGAAGCAGUAA
Molecule: messenger RNA, 1195 nt
Organism: Phlebotomus papatasi
Lineage: Eukaryota; Metazoa; Arthropoda; Insecta; Diptera; Psychodidae
Product: trypsin-2-like
Exons: 2
Coding region: 266-1069 (267 amino acids)
Biological process (GO): proteolysis
Molecular function (GO): serine-type endopeptidase activity
Source: RefSeq, a predicted model, not a curated record